ACAUGGCCGACAGCAUGCAACUCGUUUGAAAGACUACCAGAUGACACGUCGAUUCUUGCACGGAAUUGCAUGAAGUGGGGUCAUAAUGGUGGAAACGUCGAGGUGAAUCGAUGGGGAAGAUAUAGCGGUUAUGGAGGCAGCCGAAUACACAAUAAUGUUAUUAUAUGGGAAAAGAAGUACUACUUUUCCAGCCAGUCAUAUUAUUGUGAUGACUAUACUGGACCUACCUAUGGAGCACUCAAUGUUGGGGACAUUUGGGAAAUGUUUGUUCGUUAAAGUAAACAAACUGUAUUGAUGUCUAGAAGGUCUGAAGUCUCCUUCACGGUUCCCUGCGCCAUCUUGAAAGGUAGCCGUGCCUUUGCAUC
Messenger RNA from Exaiptasia diaphana, 365 nucleotides. RefSeq lists its product as uncharacterized. The record is from RefSeq and is a predicted model, not a curated record. NCBI's taxonomy places the organism in Eukaryota, Metazoa, Cnidaria, Anthozoa, Actiniaria, Aiptasiidae. Gene Ontology annotation, molecular function: oligosaccharide binding.